Cyprinodon tularosa is the source of this 5583-nucleotide messenger RNA. RefSeq names its product WD repeat domain 11 (gene wdr11). The transcript has 29 exons. Gene Ontology annotation, molecular function: protein binding. Bases 113 to 3835 code for a protein of 1240 amino acids. The record is from RefSeq and is a predicted model, not a curated record. Gene Ontology annotation, cellular component: cytoplasm. NCBI's taxonomy places the organism in Eukaryota, Metazoa, Chordata, Actinopteri, Cyprinodontiformes, Cyprinodontidae.
UUCCCAUUCAUUUCCUGGUAGAAUUGAGCAUAGCUGAACAUCCUGAAGCAAAGUAAUUUCCGCAGGUUGUCGUUGAUAAAUGUUAAUGUAGCAUCCAGGUUUACUGCCAACAAUGAUUCCUUACACUGUCAACAUCAAGCUAGCUGCCCGGACGUUGACUGGCACCCUAAAUCUGCAGAAUAAAACAGCUGUCGACUGGGGAUGGCAGGGACUAAUAGCGCAAGGAUGUCACUCCAGUAUUCUCAUAAUUGAUCCAAAGACUGCUCAGACCAUCCAGGUCCUGGAGAGGCACAAAGCAAAUGUUGUCAAGGUGAAAUGGUCAAGAGAAAAUUACUACCACAACCUGAGCUCUCCCUACUGCCUGCGACUCGCCUCAGGAGAUGCCUCCGGGAAGAUCAUAGUGUGGGACGUAGUCAGUGGCACAGCUCACUGCGAGAUCCAGGAACACUCAAAACCAAUUCAGGAUUUAGAGUGGUUGUGGAAUCAGGAUGCAUCUCGGGACCUCCUGUUAGCGGUUCAUCCUCCUAACUACAUCGUUCUGUGGAACGGUGACACAGGAACCAAGCUGUGGAAGAAGAGCUAUGCUGAGAAUAUCCUCUCAUUUUCCUUUGACCCAUUCGAUCCAUCUAACAUGGCAUUGCUGACCAGCGAAGGAAUCGUUUUUAUCACUGAUUUUUCCCACUCUAAGCCACCAAGCAGCACUGGCAAAAAGGUGUACAUUGCCAGCCCUCAUGCAAGCCCAGCGCACACCAAACCUGCACCCGCUGCUACUCCUGCACCCACUGGUGCUAAGAAGGCCCUUAACAAAGUGAAAGUGCUGAUCACCAAUGAAAAACCAACGACAGAGGCAGUGACUCUAAAUGACUGUCUGCAGCUGUCCUACCUGCCGUCCAAAAGGAACCACAUGCUGCUGCUUUAUCCCCGAGAAAUUUUAAUUCUGGACCUGGAGCUCAGCCAGACAGUGGGUGUGGUGGCCAUUGAGCGCUCUGGGGUUCCCUUCACCCAGGUUGUUCCCUGCGCUCAGCGUGACGCUCUUUACUGUCUGCAUGAGAACGGUUGCAUUACUCUGCGGGUGUGCCGCUCGACCUCAGCUAUAGAGGAAGCAGCAGACCCAGAACAGAGUCUCCAGGAACUUGUUUAUGACCUGCGCUCCCAGUGUGAUGCCAUAAGAGUCACGAAGACGGUCCGGCCAUACAGGAUGGUUGUUUGCCCUGUAAACGAGAACAAAGCUGCUCUCAUGGUCAGCGAUGGAAGAGUCAUGUUCUGGGAGCUCAAAGCACACACUGGGCGUUCUGUUGCCAAUCCAAGCUCUGCUCUGUCGCCUCUCUACUCCCCUGUGUCUUUUUGUGGAGCUCCUCUGGUUCCGAACCAAAAAAGAAUCCAGGAUCUUUCUCUCAACAGUAUGAUCGGACAGACAUUGAUUGCUGGUGAAACUCCCGUUCCAACAUCAAACCAGCAGGAGGUCCAACUGAAAUUCCUGCUCACAGGCCUCCUCUCUGGUCUGCCGCUGCCACCGUUUGCUAUCCGCAUGUGUCCUCCUCUCACCACCAAAAACAUCAACCACUAUCAACCCCUUCUGGCUGCCGGCACCAGCAACGGGUCUGUACUGGUGUACAACCUGACCAGUGGUUUGCUGCACAAAGAACUCAGUGUACACUCCUGUGAAGUCAGGGGGCUCGAAUGGGUGAGUCUGACUAGUUUCCUCUCUUUUGCCACUUCUUCCCCCAACAACAUGGGCCUGGUACGAAAUGAGCUCCAGCAUGUCGACCUCCCCACUGGUCGAUGUUUUGCAUUCAGAGGUGAGCGAGGAAAUGAUGAGCCGCCCAUCGAAAUGAUUAAAGUGUCUCAUCUCAAACAAUACCUGGUGGUGGUUUUCAGAGACAAACCUUUGGAGCUGUGGGACAUCAGGACCGGCACCCUUCUCCGAGAAAUGGCCAAGAACUUCCCCACUGUCACUGCACUGGAAUGGUCUCCAUCCCACAACCUGAAGAGUCUGAAGAAAAAGCAGAUGGCAGCGAGGGAGGCCAUAGCCCGGCAGACUGUGUCUGAUGCAGAGCAGAGUAGUGUUGAAUCCUCAGUCAUCAGUCUCCUGCAAGACGCAGAGAGCAAAUCAGAGACCAGCCAGGCAAUCUCGGCCAGAGAACACUUUGUGUUGACAGACACCGAUGGGCAGGUUUACCACAUCACUGUGGAGGGCAACAGCGUGAAAGACGGGGCACGAAUCCCCCCUGAUGGUAGCAUGGGCAGUAUUGCCUGUAUUGCCUGGAAAGGCGACACCUUGGUGCUUGGAGAUGUGGAUGGCAACCUGAACUUCUGGGACCUUAAAGCUCGUUUGUCAAGGGGGAUACCGACACAUCGGGGCUGGGUGAAGAAGAUCCGCUUUGCUCCUGGUAAAGGCAACCAAAAGCUGCUGGUCAUGUACACAGAUGGAGCAGAGGUCUGGGACACUAAAGAGGUUCAAAUGGUCAGUGGCAUUCGGUUUGGACGCAAUGUGAACUACCGCAUCCUAGACAUCGACUGGUGUACGUCAGAUAAAGUUGUGUUGGCUUCAGACGAUGGCUGCAUCCGAGUGUUGGAGAUGGCCAUGAAGUCUGCCAGUUACCGCAUGGAUGAGCAAGACCUGACUGACCCAGUGUGGUGUCCUUACCUGCUGCUUCCCCGCGCUGCCCUCACCCUCAAGGCUUUCCUCCUGCUCCAGCCCUGGUCAGGAACCUUCACUAUGGACAUCACACAGGUAGAUUACAGUGAAAAAGUUGAGAUAAAAGGACUGAUCCAGGAGCAGCUCAACUCAUUGUCUAAUGAUAUGAAGAGUGUGCUUCUGGACCCAGAGCUCAGUCUUCUGCAGCGCUGCCUCCUGGUCUCACGGCUGUUUGGCGAUGAGUCCGACCUUAACUUCUGGACGGUGGCGUCUCACUACCUGCAGCUGUUUGCGCAGGCUCGUCAGUUAAGCGUGACAACUGAAGGCGGGAGCGAAGAAACCCAGCCGGCGUCUCAAAACCACCUAGACAUUUGCCACGACAUCCUGUGCGAGUGUUCCUACUUCCAGAAGUUCCAGUUGGAUCGAGUUCACUUGCAGGAGGUGAAGAGGUCCAGCUACGAGCACACCAAGAAAUGUGCUGACCAGCUUCUCCUGCUGGGUCAGACUGACCGGGCAGUGCAAUUGCUGCUGGAGACGAGUGCAGACAACCCAAGCUACUACUGUGACUCACUCAAAGCCUGCCUAGUGACCACCAUCACCUCCUCUGGACCUUCACAGUCGACAAUCAAACUAGUGGCCACUAAUAUGAUCGCUAACGGCAAACUUGCAGAGGGAGUGCAGCUUUUGUGUUUGAUUGACAAGGCAGCAGAUGCCUGCCGCUACCUGCAGACUUACGGGGAAUGGAACCGCGCUGCUUGGCUUGCUAAGGUUCGCUUGAACUCAGCAGAAAGCUCUGAUGUGUUGAAGCGCUGGGCAGAGCACCUGUGCUCCCCUCAGGUAAACCAGAAAUCCAAAGCCAUCCUGGUGCUGCUGUCCCUGGGCUGCUUCUACAAAGUGGGAGAGAUGUUGCACAGUAUGAGGUACUUUGAUCGUGCUGCCCUCUUCAUUGAGGCUUGCCUGAAAUAUGGGGUGAUGGAGGCCAAUGACUCUUCCAAUAAACUCAUCGAGGCUGCAUUUUUGGAUUAUGCACGGCUGCUGCGCUCGCUGGGCCUGCGGGAGGGCGCCGCUCUCUGGGCAUCACGGGCCGGCAGCGCCGGGGAGCAGCUAAUGGAGGAGCUCUUCCAAGGAGAAGGAGGCGUUCCAGAAGCCGUCCUUGGUGAUGACGAAGUGGAAGUGGGGCUGGAGGGCACUGAGUGAAUAAAGGAGCAGCUCCUCUCUGAUUUGUAACUUAAUUGUCAUGAACAAACUCUAAGCUUCCAGGAAACUCCUGGUCUGAAGCGAUGUGAGAUGUUUAUUCCUUGUGAGGUUUUUACUGGAGACUACCUUUGUCUGUGGCUGUAAUGGGGUUGAGUUUUCUUAACACGUGAUGUAAACAGUGUGUGUUUGUGUUCAUGUGUAAAUGCAUGUGACAGCCCAAGAAGAAACACACUUAGUGUCCCUGUUGCCUCAUCACUCCAUGCUGCUCAGCACGUUUAAAUUCCUGAAUGUUUAUUUUCUGAACGUUACUUUCUGUGCUCCUAUUGGUGAUUUCAGAGUACUGCUGUCCCUCUAUGGGUGCGCUCAAAAAAUAUCCUAAUGUAUGGAGGAUUUUCUUGAUUUAAGAAUUGCACUUUUAAUUUUCCACCUAAGAUUUAAUAACUUACUUUAAUUGCCCAUUUAAUACUACACAGGUACACCAACACAAUAGAAACCUACUUCACAGGCAUUUCUGCCUUUUCUUGUGCUUAAGUGCUUAAGUUGCACAGCUUGGCCUUUGUGUUCUUGUUAGAUUCACGUCCGUUUGAGGACUGCCACCAGAGUGCAGUUCAGUACAAAAUAUAUCCUAAAGUGAUUUUAUUAUCUUCAAUGAUAAUAAUGCUGUUUUUAUAGAAGCCUCUGAUGAUUGUUUUUAUUUUCAGGUUCCCGUUAUGCUGUUUGUUAAAGCAAAGCUCAUGAAACCUGCUGCUUAUCAAAAUCACAAAACCCCCUCUGGCUUUUAAACGUUGUCACCAUACAGCCACAAAAUCGCUGUAAUCUAUUGGGAUUAUAAAUGACAGACCAACACCAAAAAGCACAUCUUUGUGAAACUAAACUUUUACAGUAGUUUUUUCACCAGCUUUUCAUGUCUAGAGACACAAACAUUUUUUCCUGUUUAAUUUACUCAGACUGAAGGAAGAGAAUCUUUGAACUAGUAUUUUUAAGUCUUGCCACUGACUUUUUUUUCACAAACUUUUUUCAGAAAUCCUCAUGUUUCUGCUUCACAGGCAUCUCCUGAGGUGAAUUGGUUUGAUUAAUUUACAUUUGGUUAGAGUAAAGACACACCAAGCGUGUUUUCCUUUCAUCCCAUAACCAUAUCGGUUUGUCAUAUUCCAGUAAAACACAUCAAAGGUUGUGGUUAUAAUGUGCAAAGAAGGGAAAAAAAUGUUAAAGGGGUGGGGAAUACUACAGCAAGGUACUUUAAGAUCCACAUUCCCCUUCUCUGCUCUUCCUGCUUCGUUCUUUACAUUCUAAACAUCCUCGAAACCAUCAGCAUGAUAUCACAAAGACUUCAGUCUGUUAGAUGUAAAACCAGACACUGACCUUUAGUGUUGAUGUGUUUCAUAAACACAUCAGUGGCGUUUUGUUUAGUCUGUGCUACUUUAAAACCUACAUCAGUGUUUCUAUGCUAACAGACAUGGAGGACUCAUGUUUCAGUAUCCGAUUAGCUGUAGUGACUCUUUUUCUGUCUACCCGUGUGAUGGCAUUGUGAAGACCUGUAGCUGUCUUCUUGUUCUUUAAACAUGUUUAAUAUUUGCUGCUUUCUUUAUACAUAUAUGAAAUUAUACUGUUGAAAAUCCUGACAUGUAGACAUGUCUAACUGUAUAUUUUCUCUAAAAAAAAAAUCAUUGUAGUUUCUUUUUUUUCUCUGUUGAAACAGUGAUUCUGAAGCUUUAUGGCAAGAUAAAGAAUAUAUAUGUGUAUAUGGA